Trachemys scripta elegans is the source of this 1757-nucleotide messenger RNA. RefSeq names its product protocadherin gamma-B5-like. The transcript has a single exon. The annotation marks the transcript as partial. Gene Ontology annotation, molecular function: calcium ion binding. The record is from RefSeq and is a predicted model, not a curated record. Gene Ontology annotation, cellular component: plasma membrane. NCBI's taxonomy places the organism in Eukaryota, Metazoa, Chordata, Testudines, Emydidae. Gene Ontology annotation, biological process: homophilic cell-cell adhesion.
CGCGGUGCAGGAGCCGCUGCUGGAGAUCCAUAGGAGUCUCCUGCAGUGCGAUUGCUCAGUAACACAGCACAGAUCCGAGAGAAAACAAAGCAGCGGAAAGCUCUCACACACUUGCUGAGAAAAGAAAUCGUCUCCGGGAUUUGUGGUGUGUUACUUGACAGAGAAGUUCAUUUUGUUUACCUUAAAGUGACUAGUCUGGAAAACCUUUCGAUGUAACGGGAAUUUAAGACAAAGAAUCUAUUCAGACCAGACAGGCCAGGAGAGCGUAUCGGAGAGUGACUGAGAUGGAAAUCAGGCACAGAGAUCUGAGCCGGGCAGUCACAAGGCAGGUACUGUUGUUUCCCUUUGUAUUCUCUUUGUUCUGCCGGGCGGUCUCGGAGCAGAUUCGUUAUUCGAUUCCGGAGGAAAUGGCCAAAGGUUCCCUUGUGGGGAAUCUCGCCAAAGAUUUGGGGUUGGAUGUCAGAGAAUUGCAGCAGCGGAAGCUCCGUGUCAGUUCGGAAAAGCAAUAUUUCAGUGUGAAUGAGGGAAAUGGCAACCUGUAUGUGAAUGGCAGGAUAGACCGGGAGGAAAUAUGCGGGGAGACACCCCUUUGUGUCCUGACAUUCGAAACGGUGGUUGAAAAUCCUUUAAAUAUUUAUCAUGUGAACAUCGAAAUACGGGACAUUAAUGAUAACGCCCCGCGGUUCAAAAGAAACAGCGUUGAUUUAGAAAUCAGUGAAUCGACACUAUCAGGCGCGCGAUUCCCAGUAGAAUCUGCACAAGAUCCAGACGUUGGAAUCAACUCGCUGCAGAGUUACCAGCUCAGUAAAAACCCCCAUUUUAUCCUAUCCGUGAAGGAGACCCCAGAUGGCAUUAAGCAUGCGGAAAUAAUUUUAGAAAAACCUUUAGAUCGGGAGCAACAAAGUUCUCAUCACUUGAUUCUGACGGCUGUGGAUGGGGGAGAUCCAUUUAGAUCGGGGACAGUUACCAUUAACUUUAAAAUUUCUGACGCCAAUGACAAUCCUCCAAUAUUCACUGAAGAGAUCUACAAGGUCAGACUGAGGGAAAAUCUACCAAAAGACUCCUUUGUUCUUCAGGUGAAAGCCAUGGAUAAGGAUGAAGGGUUGAAUGCAAAGAUCACCUACACCUUCAGCGACAUACAAGACACAGGGCGCCAAUUAUUCAGCCUAGACCCAGAGAAAGGAGACAUUACAAGUACAGAGCUUCUGGAUUUUGAAAAGAAAAAUAAAUACAUGUUGGGGAUAGAAGCCAGAGAUGGCGGUGAUCUGAUAGGUCACUGCAAAGUAGAGAUCGAAAUUAUUGACGAGAACGACAACGCCCCAGAAGUGACUGUAACAUCCAUGUCCAGUCCUAUCUCCGAAGACUCAGUGCCCAGGACCGUGAUAGCUUUGAUCAAAGUCUAUGACCGAGAUGCCGGUGAAAAUGGAGACGUCACCUGUCAUCUUCAGCACAACUUGCCUUUUAAAAUAGUGUCGUCCUCUAAUAAUUAUCACAAAAUUCUCACAGACAGCACCCUGGACAGGGAGAGAACCCCGGAGUACAAUAUCACAAUCAUAGCCACAGACAAAGGCUCUCCCCCUCUCUCCACCCAGAAAACCAUCCUGUUGCAGAUCUCGGAUAUCAAUGACAACGCCCCUGUCUUUCAAAAACCUUCCUACACCGCCUAUGUGCCAGAGAACAAUCCCUCGGGGGCCUCUGUUUUCAGUGUAAAAGCCUCAGACCGGGAUCUGGACCGGAACGCCCGACUCACUUACUCC